AUGUCUGACGACGAAGAGCUCUCCGUCUACGACGAGAUCGAGAUCGAAGACAUGACCUACGACGCCGACCGCGAACUAUACACCUAUCCCUGCCCCUGUGGCGACCGCUUCGAGAUUUCUUUGUUUGACCUUCGCGAUGAGGCCGAUAUCGCUGUCUGCCCUAGCUGCAGCCUCAUGAUUCGGGACGACCUCCCACCCGAGCCCAAUACCUCCGGCGCCGCGCCCACUUCCGUCACGGCUUAG
This is a messenger RNA of Parascedosporium putredinis, 243 nucleotides long. NCBI's taxonomy places the organism in Eukaryota, Fungi, Ascomycota, Sordariomycetes, Microascales, Microascaceae. The record is from the annotation of a GenBank genome assembly.